AUGAAUCAAAAUCAUGUUAUUACAAUAGACCAAGAGGUGAAGUUCAUGAACACCCAAAUGAAAAAACCACCAAAAUUACUACACAAAUCAGCUGGAAUGGACUCUUGUUGCAUAUUCAGAGUCCCCCAGAGUCUUUUCGAGAUCAACAGGGAAGCAUAUCAACCUCGAAUUGUCUCAAUCGGCCCAUACCACCAUGGAAACAAGCAUCUUGAGAUAAUCGAAGAACAUAAAUGGAGGUACCUGAAUGAUUUGAUCCAAAGAACAGGUAAGUCAAUUGGAUUUUUCAUGAAAAUCAUAGUGUCAAUGCAGGAUCAAAUUCGACAAAGCUACUCAGAAUCUAUUGAUCAAUUUUCCACCAAUGAUCUUGCUAAAAUGAUGGUGCUUGAUGGGUGUUUCUUGAUUGAAUUGUUCAGAAAAGUUGGAAAGUUGGUUCAGACUGAUAUAUAUGAUCCAAUUUUCCGUGUGGCUUGGGUGUCUCCAUUUUUGAUGAGAGAUCUUUUGAGAAUUGAGAACCAAAUCCCAUUUUUUGUUCUCCAGAAGUUGUUUGAUGUAUCUAAACCUGAAGUGUCUAAACCCGAUGAUCCCACACUUUCAUAUUUAAUCCUUGAGUUUUUCAAUUACACAGUUGAUAGGAAAAAAGAGAUACUAAAUCAACACAAGAAUACCGAAGGGAAACAUUUACUAGAUUUUUUCCGAAAAAGUUUCAUAAACCCUAAAGAACAAAACCCAGUUCCCACCUUUGACAUAUCCAAAAAUUCUUUCCAAAAACUUAUCCACCUCCCCACCAAACUCAGGAUCAAUUAUAGCUCUUCCGUUAAACUUAUCCCCCCAGCGAACAAACUCAAGAUCGCUGGGGUUAAGUUUAAGGCAAGUCAUGAACCCGAUAGCUUCUUGGACAUUGAAUUCCGAAAUGGGGUUCUUUUGAUUCCUCAAAUAAACAUGGACGAUUUUUACAGUUCGUUCUUUUUGAACUGUGUUGCUUUCGAGCAGUGUUAUUUUCACUGCAGGAAACAUAUUACAACUUACGUUGUGUUCAUGGGAUGUCUAAUGCACACCUCGACUGACGUGGGUUUACUUGCGGAAGGCAAAAUUAUUGAGAAUUAUUUUGGUAAGGAUAAAGAGAUAGCGGAAUUCUUCAAAAGUGUUGGGAAAGAUGUAGCUUUUGAUAUCACAAACAAUUACUUAAGACACCUGUUCAUCGAAUUAAACAAUUAUUGGAAUGGGUGGAAUGUGAGUGUGGACGGGAUUAAGAGUACUUAUUUUCCCAGCCGAUGGGCCUCAAUUUCGGUGUUUGCAGCCUUCUUGUUGCUUUCCCUUGCGGUUCUACAGACAUUUUACACUAUUUACCCGUAUUACCAUCCUAACUGA
Messenger RNA from Lactuca virosa, 1368 nucleotides. NCBI's taxonomy places the organism in Eukaryota, Viridiplantae, Streptophyta, Magnoliopsida, Asterales, Asteraceae. The record is from the annotation of a GenBank genome assembly.